This is a messenger RNA of Myzus persicae (green peach aphid), 1948 nucleotides long. RefSeq names its product sodium/hydrogen exchanger 8 (gene Nhe1). Gene Ontology annotation, cellular component: membrane; Golgi apparatus. The coding region runs from base 1 to 1869 and encodes 622 amino acids. The record is from RefSeq and is a predicted model, not a curated record. Lineage: Eukaryota; Metazoa; Arthropoda; Insecta; Hemiptera; Aphididae. Gene Ontology annotation, molecular function: sodium:proton antiporter activity. The transcript has 7 exons. Gene Ontology annotation, biological process: proton transmembrane transport; sodium ion transport; regulation of pH.
AUGAAGGCAUCGAUAUGUAUUCUAUUUCUUGUGCUUUGCGGCACGGGACUCAAUAAUGGCGAUACCAAAGUGGUUCUGCUGGAUAACAAAAACACAACGGUUCCAGUCGACAACGGAGUCAAGAAUGUUCCAAACACCGUAACUACCCCAGAAGUGUCGACGGCCGGGACCAAUGAGACAAUUGCCAAUGUGACUGAAAAAUCUACAGUCGUCACACCCGGUGAGCCAGUAUUGCCAAAAAAAGGAUCGGCUGAAGAAGAACGCAACAGUUCAAUCGCCAUUUUCUUUGUGCUCAGCGUUCUCGCCCUAGGCAUACUGCUCAUUCAUCUCAUGUUGUCCACACAUUUUCAGUAUCUACCUGAAAGUGUUGUAAUUGUGUUUCUCGGUGCUGUUAUUGGUCUCAUUAUUAAUCUCAUGUCUGAACAGCAUAUUGCUAAUUGGCGCAAUGAAGAAGCAUUCUCUCCGACAGCAUUUUUUCUCGUCUUGUUACCACCAAUUAUAUUUGAAUCUGGUUACAAUUUACAUAAGGGGAACUUUUUUCAAAACAUUGGUUCUAUUCUAGUGUUUGCUAUUAUUGGCACCACAAUAUCAGCUUUAGUUAUUGGUGCCGGUAUCUAUGUCCUUGGUCUUGCCGAGGUAGCGUACAAAUUAAGUUUUGUUGAAAGCUUUGCAUUUGGAUCGUUAAUUUCAGCUGUUGACCCUGUAGCCACAGUAGCUAUUUUCCAUGCGUUGGAUGUAGAUCCUGUGUUGAAUAUGUUGGUAUUUGGAGAGAGUAUAUUGAAUGAUGCAAUUGCCAUUGUAUUGACUACAUCAGUAUUGCAGUCCAACGGACCAGCUAUGAGUACUUCUGAAGCUGUAUUGACAGGCAUCAAGCAGUUCUGUUUAAUGUUUUUUGCUUCAGCUGGUAUUGGAGUAAUAUUUGCCCUAAUCAGUGCACUGUUAUUGAAAUAUGUAGACUUGAGGAAAACACCCUCGUUGGAAUUUGCUAUGAUGUUGGUUUUCACUUAUGCACCAUAUGUCUUGGCUGAAGGCAUUCAUUUAUCAGGAAUAAUGGCUAUUCUGUUUAAUGGAAUUGUCAUGUCACAUUAUACACAUUUCAAUUUAUCAACAGUCACACAAAUUACAAUGCAACAGACAAUGAGAACAUUGGCAUUUAUAGCAGAAACUUGUGUAUUUGCUUAUCUUGGACUAGCAUUAUUCAGUUUCAGAUUACAUUUUGAACCAGCUUUAGUAAUUUGGAGUUUAAUUCUGUGUCUGAUUGGACGUGCUUGCAAUAUAUUUCCACUAGCUUAUUUGUGCAAUAAAUUCAGAGAACAUCAAAUUACUAAACAUAUGAUGUUUAUUAUGUGGUUUAGUGGUUUAAGAGGAGCUAUUUCAUAUGCAUUGUCAUUACAUUUAGAAUUCAGUAAUGAAACAAGACAUGUGAUAAUCACAACUACAUUGUGCAUAAUAUUAGUCACAACUUUGUUGUUUGGUGGUUCAACAAUGCCACUAAUGAAGAUUUUACAAUCAUCAAAAGCUGGGAGAAGCACUCGCCGUCGAAGAAAAGACAAAGCAAUAUCUCUUAGUAAAACAAAAGAAUGGGGGCAAGCAAUUGAUUCUGAACAUUUAUCUGAACUGACUGAAGAAGAAUUGGAAGUUAAUUUUAUCCAAUCAAGAAUCAGUGGAUUUGCUAAAAUGGACAUCAAAUACUUCAUACCGUUCUUCACUAGACGUUUUACACAAGAAGAAUUGAAAGAUUGUAAGACACAGAUGACAGAUUUAACUAAUCAAUGGUAUCAGGCAAUUCGUAUAUCACCAACUGCAUCAGAUGAUGAUAAGACUGCAAACAGUGGACAGCCCCAGACAUCUAGCCGCCAAUCGAGUUGACAAUUACAGCAACCACCAGUUGUGAGGCAAAGUAAUAAUUUGUUAAGUGACAUUCAGAGCUUGUCUGCAUCGAGUUUAC